Bacillus rossius redtenbacheri is the source of this 3252-nucleotide messenger RNA. RefSeq lists its product as uncharacterized. Gene Ontology annotation, cellular component: nucleus. Lineage: Eukaryota; Metazoa; Arthropoda; Insecta; Phasmatodea; Bacillidae. The transcript is spliced from 2 exons. The record is from RefSeq and is a predicted model, not a curated record. The coding region runs from base 494 to 2002 and encodes 502 amino acids. Gene Ontology annotation, molecular function: DNA binding.
GUUGUAAAAUGUGUUUUGUGUUUAAUAGUUAAUUAUUUUUAUUAAAUAUUUAAAAUGAGUGACAUUGAACACAAUUUAGUAACUGUUGGUGCGAGCAAAGAAGGCAGCCGAAAAAGAGAAACUAAAGUAAGAAAGAGGGUUGAUGAAAAGAGAAAGGUUCUUGCAACUCAAAAGCUUCAACACAUAGGGUAGAUGGGGGCACAAUGAAACAAGGGGCACAAUGAAACAGUGGUUGUUUCCUCCAUAUUUGAAAUAACAGACUGGUGGCACUAGUGGUGGUUGGGAUCUGUACUACAACAUAGAACAUUGGAGCAAGUAGAAGAUGCUAUCAUGUAUUCUAUGGAUAGCAUGCGACUUUAGUUGUUUUGGUAGCUCAAAAGUAAAAAUUUUGUAUUUAUGUUAAUUUUAUUUUACAAAUAUUGUUUUGAAAACAUGUGUUUGUUGAAGAGACUGUUGGAAAGGGUGUAGAUCACUUUUUAAUCAACAUAACAUCAUGGUUCGAAACAGAGUGAGAAAAACGGAAAAGGGAAACUUUUCCGAAGGUAACAUGUGUGAAGCUGUUGCGUUAGUUCAAAAUGGUUUCAGCUUGCGCAAAGCUGCGACUGCCAAAGGACUAAAAUAUGCAACACUUUGUCGGUAUGUGAAGAAGAAAAAAUUAGCUGGCCCAGAGGUAAGCAUUAGGAUGUGCCCACAUUAUGACUGUAGAAAGGUUUUUACCAAAGAGCAAGAAGAUGAUUUAGCGAAAUAUUUGUUGAAAUGUUCCAAGAUGUAUUAUGGCUUGACAACAAAAGACUGUAGACAUUUAGCUUAUGAAAUGGCAAAUGUAAAUGGAAUAACCUGUCCAAAGAAUUGGGAAGAGAAGCAUUUGGCAGGCAUAGACUGGUUUUCAAAUUUUAUGAAGAGGCAUCCUGAUAUAAGUCUUCGGUCUCCAGAAACAUGCAGCUUGUCAAGAGCUACUUCUUUCAACAAAAUGAAUGUGAAUUUGUUUUUUGACAACCUUGAAAAAGUGUACAAAGCACACUCUGAAUUUGCUGAUGGAACUAGAGUGUUCAACCUCGAUGAAACAGCUACAUCUACUGUCCAAAAACCGCAGAAAGUCUUGGCUGAAAAAGGGUCGCGGCAAGUAGCAAAAUGCACGAGUGCUGAAAGGGGCACAACUGUAACUACUUGUUGCAUUGUAAGUGCUAGUGGAAACACAGUUCCUCCUGUAAUGGUAUUUCCCAGGGUGCAUUUUAAACAACACAUGAUAAAAGAUGCUCCAGCUGGUACAUUAGGACUUGCCACACCCUCAGGGUGGAUGAAUUCAGAGCUUUUCAUUGAAGUCAUGAAGCAUUUCGUUCGCCAUACGAACAGCUCUAAAGAUUCUCCUACAUUACUUUUAUUUGAUAAUCAUGAGAGUCACUUGUCUCUUGAAGUGAUAAAUAUUGCCAGGGACAAUGGGGUAACAAUUGUAACCUUCCCUCCCCAUUGUUCCCACAGGUUACAACCUCUGGAUGUUGCUGUAUACAAAGCAUUCAAGUCGUUCUACAAUGCAGCGGUUGAUACCUGGAUGAUGCAACACCCUGGUAACACACUGACACUAUAUGACAUAGCUGGCAUCGUGAAAAUCGCUCACGAAAGAGGCUUGACACCAGGAAACAUUAUGUCAGGUUUCCGAAAAUCAGGAAUUUACCCUUUUGAUCGACAUAUCUUCACAGACAAAGAUUUCCUCUGCAGUUUUGUCAGUGACAGAGCACCACCUGAACAGAAACAACAUGAGCAAACUCUACCAACAACUUCUCUGCAUUCUACAGAAAUGGACUCAUCAGCAUCCCUUCAGUCUACAGAAAUGGUUGAGCUUUCAAUGAAUGAAGCUGCAGAUAAUUCAGUUGUUUCUGAAGCUGAAAAAGAAUCUGAGCAAAGAAUCACACCUAACAAAAAUGCCUAUUGGACAACUUACAAAAGCCCAGAGUUGUUCAAGGGUUAUCCGAAAGCUGGCAACCGGAAACGAAAAUGUAAUUAACUUAAAAAACAAAGCAUGAUUGCCACUAGUACUCCAGAGAAAAAUAAACUUAUAGAAAAGAAGAAGCUGCUUGGAAAGAAAAGGAAUGUGACAAAAAAGAAAAGAAGAAAAGCUCUGUUCAAGGCACAUCCUACUGAGUCCACAGACGAAGAUAGUCCAAUGGAGGUUCCUUACGCAGACUCUGAAAAUGAUGAAGAACGUAUUGAUGAUCUGAGAGAAGAGUUGUGUCCUAAAAGUUUUGAAGACAUUGAGUGUAAACCCAUCAUUGGAAAUUUUGUUCUCGUCGAAUAUGAUAUUCCGGGAAAGAAAAGUAAUUUCUACAUAGGAGAAGUGAUGAAGGAUAAAAAUACUGAGAAUGAUUAUGAAGUCAAUUUUCUUCGUAAAAGCAACAAAAUGGCCAAUAAGUUCAUAAAACCUCAAAUCGAAGAUAGAGCAGCAGUCAACAUCUCCCAAAUACGAUAUGUUUUCUCAAAACCCACAUGCUAUGGGCAGACAAAGAGACAAAAGGGUUAUCUUUCUUUUGAUUUUGAGUUUUCACAUUUGAAUAUUAAGUAGGUGAAUUGAAAGCGAGGUCUUCUAAGGACAAAUAUUUAAUUUAAUUUUGUUGUAAUGUGUACAUAUCUUGUAGUAGUGUCAAAAUGUUUUUCUACUGUUUUAUUGUAUUCACAGAAAUAAUGUUUCAUUGUGCCCCUUAAUGUGUUUCAUUGUGCCCCUAUCAUGGGGCACAAUGGAACAAAUGCAGUGGGGUAGAAAAUAUUACUUUGCUAAACUGUUUGUGGCUUUAUCUUCAAUUUUGUGUUUUAAUUUGAUAACCUAUUCAUACACAAGUAGUGUAAAAUAUUUUCUGUUAAUAUCCAUGCAUAAAACUUUGUUCUUUUCAGCUUUGUAACUUUAUUGUUUCAUUGUGCCCCCAUCUACCCUACAACCCUUAUCGACACAAUAGUAAGCACUUUAAGUCAAUCAAUUUUCCGUAAUGACUUUAAGUAGGUACUUAAGGAACACACUUUUAGUGACGGAUAAAGCUCAGGAUAACUUCAUUUCAAGUUUUAUUGAUGUUUUCCAAGUAAAACGGCGCAGACCAUUGGCCACAAGCACUAACAGCCCAAAAUAUCAGUAAGGAAGAGACUUUUCAAAAUACGUUCGAUUGAGGUCACCUGCGUCUGAUGACAAAAGUUUAAAAUCUAAUAAAAAACUGCCCAGGAUACACAAACCAAGGUUCAGUAAAUAAUUCAAAAACUUUAUGCUAAUGC